Molecule: messenger RNA, 1119 nt
Organism: Lathyrus sativus (Indian pea)
Lineage: Eukaryota; Viridiplantae; Streptophyta; Magnoliopsida; Fabales; Fabaceae
Source: the annotation of a GenBank genome assembly
AUGGGUUUUUCUAGCUUUGUUCCAUUAAUAUUAAUGCUUAUUAUUCAACUAGCUUAUGCAUUGAUGAAUGCUACUUCAAAGCUUGCUCUUGCUGGUGGCAUGAAUCCUCUUAUCCUUGUUGCUUAUCGUCAAAUCUUUGGAACUGUUGCCAUUGCUCCCUUUGCUUAUUGGCUUGAACGUGAUAUGAUUCCAAGGAUGACAAAGCGCAUUAUGAUUCAAAUACUUUUAUCUUCGAUAACAGGAGUAACAGGAAAUCAAGUUCUAUAUUUUCUGGGGCUAAAAUUUUCAACAGCAACAAUUGCAUGUGCACUCACAAAUUUGCUUCCCGCUUUUACAUUUAUACUUGCAGUUCUCUUUAGACAGGAGAAUUUGAGAAUAAGAAAGAAAAGUGGCAUAUCAAAAGUGGUAGGAACAGUUUUGUGUGUGGGAGGAGCAAUACUUUUAUCAUUCUACCAUGGACAAGUAAUUGGAAUUGGUAAAUCAAGUAUUCAUUGGGGUUAUGCUGAGAAAGUUCAAAGUGGUGGUGAUAGCUCUGGUUCUACCUCAAACUCACUUUUAGGUCCCAUUCUCUUAAUUUUAAGUGCUCUUAUCUGGUCCUCGUGGUUUGUCAUUCAAGCGGAUUUGAGUAGGAACUUUCCGGUACCUUAUACAAGCACAACAUACAUGUGUUUUUUGGCAAGCUUUCAGUGCGUGUUCAUUGCUUUGUGUAUCGAUCACAAAGCCGCGUCUUGGUCACUCCAUGAUGCUAUGAGACUUACCGCGUCUGUUUACUCGGGAGUAAUUUGCACAGGACUUGCAUAUUGUGUAAUAUCAUGGACAAUAGAGAGAAAAGGGCCACUUUAUGGGUCUGUAUUUACACCAUUGCAGCUUAUUCUCACAGCUAUGAUUAGUUGGGCUUUUAUGAGUGAGAAGUUAUACGUUGGAACAGCAAUUGGGUCAUUAUUGAUAGUUUUUGGACUUUAUGGUGUUCUAUGGGGAAAGAGCCAGGAAAUUAAUAACAAGGAAGAUGCUGCUGAUGAAGAAGAUGAAGAUAUUAGGAAAGAUGAUAUGGAAAUGCAAUCUUAUGUAUUGCCAUCAUCCAAUGGUAAUGGCAAUGGCAAUGGUGUUGGUCACGUGUGA